AUGUCUCAAUUUUUUGGUUAUGGAGUUCAGGUAGAACUUAAAGAUGGGAAAUUGAUUCAAGGUAAGAUAGUCAAGGCUACUUCUAAAGGUCUUACUUUGAGUGAUGUGAAGUUUGGUGAUGGUGGUACCUCUCAGGCUUUCAAGGUGCGUGCUUCUAGGUUGAAGGAUUUGAAGGUUUUGUUUGUAGCUGCCUCCGGUGGGAACUCGUCAAUGUCUAAUGGUGGUGGUAAGAAGAAUGGUAGUAGACCUCAGUCUAGACAGCAGCAAGGUGGUGGUGGUGGUAAAAUCGAUUGGGAAGAUGACGAUGUUGCUAGGAUCAAAGCCCAGGAUGAUUUUGAUUUCGAAGGAAGUUUGCGUAUGUUCAACAAGAAAGAUGUUUUUGCUCAAUUGAAACAGAACGAUGAGAUUUCUCCGGAAUCUAGAUUGGUGUCUCACAAUAAGAAGCAACGUAUCAACGAUGAUGGCGAGGCUAAGUUUGAUAUCAAGGAAUUGGUUAUUCCUAAUGCCAAGAACGAUGCAUGGAACGAAUUGGAUGACGUGAAUAUUAAUACAGCAAGAAGUAACAGUGGUGGGGAGCGCAACGUUGAAGGCGACGAUGAAGAGGAAGCAGAAGAGGAUGACGACGACGACGAUUAUGAGGUAGAUGACGUUGAUAACCCAGAUUUUUUCCCCAUCACAAAAUCAAUUAAUAUCACACAUUUAUUGCAUACUGCGUCUGCUUCUUCAAAUAAAACCAGUGACAAUGAAUCAAGCACUUCCGACAAUGGCCAAGAAGAGAUAUUAACAAAGUUGGGCCAGAUGCUCAUCAAUCAAACUUCAAAAGGUGUACAAAAGUCUAUAAGCCCUUCCGACGUCUCUAAAUCACAAGUUUUAAAGGCAAAGAACAUAAAUCUAUCUGUCCCUAUGGCAACGCCUAUACAACUAUUAGAGAUUGAAAGAACCGCUACCGAUUUUUUUGGUAUUUCCUCACAAAUUGUAUUGGAAAACUAUGCAUUGAGUGCAUCUUUUUUCAUAAGACAAAAACUAGGUGGCCGUGUACGUUUACAUUCUCAAAACUCUAAUGCUGAGCCAUUAGUAGUAAUUAUGACUAGUGAUACUAGUAGAACUGGGCCAAGAGCUAUAGCGUUAGGUAGACAUUUGUGUCAAACCAAUGCCAUUAGGGUGAUUACGGUAUUCACAGGUCUACAAGAAGAAAUAUUAGAUAAACAAGUCGCUGAACAAUUGGACAUUUAUAAGAAAUGUGGAGGUAAAUUAGUCACAAGCGUGGCGGCACUAGAGAAUGCCAUCUCAAAGCUGAAUAGUCCUGUAGAGAUAAUCAUUGAUGGUAUCCAAGGGUUUGAUUGUACAUUACGUGAAAUUUUCGAUAGUGAAUCAUACUACAACAUAAAGAAUGAAGGUGAGUCGAUUAAGAAGAGAACCAUAGAUCUGAUAACAUGGGCAAACUCCAACCAAAACUCACGCAAACAAAUAUGGUCACUAGAUCUUCCAAGUGGCUACGAUAGCGGAUCUGGAUUAUCAAGCGAAAUAUCGAUCAACUCAACUGGUAUAUUAUCUACAGGAUGGCCAUUGCAAUGUUUACAUACGAUCAAAGCAUCCAUGCCACAUUUACAAGACAUUGUAGUCGUAGACACAGCUACUCCUCAAGGUGUUUACAAACAAAGAAAUUCGUUAAGAAAGUUCCAAAAUUGCGAUUUAUUCGUUACCGAUGGGUCAUUAUCUCUUCAAAUCUGA
Messenger RNA from Vanderwaltozyma polyspora DSM 70294, 1731 nucleotides. It is a transcript of the gene EDC3, whose product is annotated as Edc3p. Bases 1 to 1731 code for a protein of 576 amino acids. The record is from RefSeq and is a predicted model, not a curated record. The transcript has a single exon. Gene Ontology annotation, cellular component: P-body. Gene Ontology annotation, molecular function: mRNA binding. Gene Ontology annotation, biological process: deadenylation-independent decapping of nuclear-transcribed mRNA; P-body assembly. Lineage: Eukaryota; Fungi; Ascomycota; Saccharomycetes; Saccharomycetales; Saccharomycetaceae.